Messenger RNA from Clupea harengus (Atlantic herring), 3359 nucleotides. RefSeq names its product ATP-dependent zinc metalloprotease YME1L1. Gene Ontology annotation, molecular function: ATP hydrolysis activity; ATP-dependent peptidase activity; metalloendopeptidase activity. The record is from RefSeq and is a predicted model, not a curated record. Gene Ontology annotation, biological process: mitochondrion organization; protein quality control for misfolded or incompletely synthesized proteins. Gene Ontology annotation, cellular component: mitochondrial inner membrane. Lineage: Eukaryota; Metazoa; Chordata; Actinopteri; Clupeiformes; Clupeidae.
UAACAAUAUGUAGCAUUCACGGAACCUCCUCCACCAAGGCGUUUGGUAACGUUAGCGUUAGUCGAGUUUGGUAAUAGGGGAAAACAAAAGGGCAGAAGGUGGGGUGGGAUCUAGAUUUUGACAGGAACACAUAGGGACUGCUUCCAAUAAUCCGGAGCGAUGUUUUCCCUCCCUACAACUUUUCAGCCACAGGUCACGGUGCCACUGAGCCACCUUAUCAAUGCCCUUCAUUCCAUCAAAACCUCCGCCAGCUCUGCAGCCACAGCAUCUGUGCAGACUCUGCAGAAGGAGCUCCCACAAGAGCAAGACCAUCUGCUCAAAGAGGCCAAAGUGAGCUUACGGGAGCUGGGCUUGUCUGACCUAUGCGUGGGUCACCUCGGGGAGCUGGUCAGUAGGCUCCUGCCCAGGUUGGAGCCAGGAGUAGGUCCAGUCCACUCUAUCCCUCACCACUCUCCCAGCUGGAGAAUAUCACACACCUCCACUGAGUCUUUCUUCCAUAACAAACAUGGGUUCUCUACCAGAGCAGUGGGGUUGUUCCGGCCCUCACCAUUCCACAGACACAGUUCUAGUCCUCUACAGGCCAUCUGCUCAGAGCUCCAACACUGGCCCGUGUGGGUCCAGCAUCGCGGCUUCAAGACGCUGCGUAAAGCAGCAAGGCGUCAGCAGUCGGAUGCUGAGGGCCAAGGCGAGGCAGAAAGCUACACUCCAAGCUUCAUGAAGGGUCUUUUGAUGAAGGACAAAGGCCCACAGAUUGACAGUAUAGACGGCAUGAUGAAGAACAGGAAUCUGUCUGGCAGUGAUCAGGACGCCUUUAAGACUGGUUUCACAGAGGGCUUCAUGAAGUCCAUAUCUAUGACCCAAAGGACACAAGAAUCGCUAAGGAGAACGCGCUUGAUCCUUCUGGUCCUUCUCCUGGUGGGCAUCUAUGGCUUGGCCAAAACCCCGUUCCUCUCAGUGCGCUUCCGCACUACGGCUGGCCUGGACUCAGCUGUAGACCCGGUCCAGGUAAAAAAUGUGACAUUCGAGCAUGUGAAGGGCGUUGAUGAGGCCAAGAGCGAGCUGCAGGAGGUGGUCGAGUUCCUCAGGAACCCCCAGAAGUUCACAGUUCUUGGCGGAAAGCUUCCCAAAGGUAUCCUCCUGGUUGGCCCACCAGGCACAGGGAAGACGCUGCUGGCCAGGGCAGUGGCUGGAGAGGCUGAUGUGCCCUUCUAUUACGCCUCGGGCUCGGAGUUUGAUGAGAUGUUUGUAGGAGUGGGAGCCAGCCGCAUCAGGAACCUCUUCAAGGAGGCCAAGGCCAAUGCCCCAUGUGUCAUCUUCAUUGACGAGCUGGACAGUGUGGGUGGGAAAAGAAUAGAGUCGCCCAUGCACCCCUACUCUAGACAGACCAUCAACCAGCUGCUAGCAGAGAUGGAUGGGUUUAAGCCAAAUGAAGGGGUCAUUGUCAUCGGCGCCACAAACUUUGCUGAGGCUUUAGAUAAUGCCUUGGUCCGUCCAGGAAGAUUUGACAUGCAGGUGACUGUCCCUCGCCCAGAUGUGAAGGGCCGCACAGAGAUCCUCAAAUGGUACCUGAAGAAAAUCAAAAUGGAUGAAGCUGUUGAUGCAGGAAUCAUCGCCAGGGGUACCGUGGGCUUCACCGGGGCUGAGCUAGAGAACCUGGUCAACCAGGCGGCUCUCAAGGCUGCCAUCGAUGGUAAAGACGUGGUGACCAUGAAGGAUCUGGAGUUCGCCAAGGACAAGAUCCUCAUGGGCCCCGAGCGCAGGAGUGUGGAUAUUGACAAGAAGAACAAGACCAUCACUGCCUACCAUGAGUCUGGACAUGCCAUUGUGGCCUACUACACCAAAGAUGCUAUGCCCAUCAACAAAGCUACCAUCAUGCCCCGCGGGCCUACCCUGGGUCAUGUGUCCAUGCUGCCUGAGAAUGACCGCUGGAGCGAGACCCGAGCCCAGCUCCUGGCCCAGAUGGACGUCAGCAUGGGGGGCCGUGUGGCAGAGGAGCUCGUAUUCGGAGAUGAUGAGGUCACCACAGGUGCAUCAAGUGACUUUGAUGGAGCCACCAAAAUAGCCAAGAUGAUGGUGACUCGUUUUGGGAUGAGCAGCAAGCUGGGGGUGAUGACCUACAAUGACGUCACAAAGCAGAGUCCAGAGACACAGGCUGCCGUGGAACAGGAAGUCAGGGUGCUGCUGGAGGACUCAUAUGAACGUGCUAAGAACCUCUUGAAGAAAUAUAACAAAGAGCACCAGAAGCUGGCCGAUGCCCUGUUGGCCUAUGAGACACUGGAUGCCAAGGAGAUUCGGCUGGUGUUGGAGGGCAAGGCCCUAGACCCCAGAUGAUGCCACCUGCCCAAAAGACUGAUAGUAAUGCCCCAUGUGUAAAUAUCUUUCUGUGUUAUUGCGCAGAAAGAAUCUCUUGUUUUUUUUUUUUUUUGGUUUGUUUGUUUUUUUUAUUAUAUAUAAACCCACUUUCAGACCAACCUCCCCCUGUACUGGAUUUUUUUUUUUUUUUUAGCCCAGAUGUAGCCGAUUGAGUCGCCCCAAAUUGGUCAUUACCAUUGGUUCUUUUUAGUAAUUGUCUUUUUUUUUUUAUUUUUUUUUUUAUCAGGGCGUUCAGGUGUGUAUAACCUCCCCAGAUGUCAAACCUACAUGGUGAGACGCUGUGUAAAGGAAGGCAGUGGACACUUGUUCUCACUCUGUAGUCUGAGAUAUACCUUCGUAAAGAAUCCCAUCACGUAAUAAUGUUUUACAUUGUAACAGUCGAGGGGAAUAAUCUUUAGUUGCAAAGCAACUAGUACUGUAUAUCACCUCAAAUAGCCUUUCUGUGAUCAGGAUAUUUGGAGACUUGGGAUUAGCUCUCCACUUUUUUUUGCAGCUCUGAGAAAAUAAAAACUGUUGAUGGAAGGCAAAUAUAGUGAGUUCCUAAUGCAGUGUCUCUUUCGUGACUUCAUAAUGUCAGUAUUCUUGCAUUGCAUCUUUUUUUUCCCCUCUGCAUCAUGUAGGGUUGGAGUGAUCAGUCUGUUCAUUGUAAAUUCUAGUUUUUUUUUGUUUGUCUUCUAGUAGUUGGAUAGGGUUGACUUCCUUCUCCGCCUGAAUUAGAACUUUCAUUCUUGCAUUCAAAUAUAGAUGACUGUAACGAUUUUAUCCAUUUAAGUUAUUUAUUCAGAUGAAGCCAGCCGGCUCCAUCUUCUCUCCAUUGAAGUUAUGCUUGAAUAAAUAUGUAAGAGAGGAAAAAAAAACAAGUCAAUGUAUAUAAGUGUGCGUAUAUGAAUGUUCACCGAUAAUGUUCACCCUACCCAGGUCUGUUUCUGAAAUCAGAAAAAAAGAUCUAGGCUGUGGAAACAUAAAUAAAGGCCUCCUUAACUUUU